UGAUUUUUCUGUUUUUGGGGACAGCGGAGUCGUCGGGUAGGUUGGACAUUGAACCGUGACAGGUGCGUAAGCGUAUGUAUCAGCUCCGCCUGCUGCCCUCUGGUAAAACUCACUUGUAGUAGUCUACCCAAUUCCACCUUCCCCAACCAUGGCAGCAGCAGCUGCUGCGUCUACUUCUUCCAAUGCCUAUGCUCUCCAUUGGCUUCUUCGACCUUCACCUCCCAAGGCUGCUUCUAUCGCCUUCCCCCCUUUUCCCACUUCUUCUUCUUCUUCUUCUUCUUUUUUCGCUUUGCCCGCGCGCCGACCCUUCUGUUCCUUUCGCACGAUUUCAACCCCAGUCAUGGCCAUGGCAAGGAGCGGUGUCUCUAGUGGAAACCCAGCUCAGAAUCAGAGUAAGAAGGCGACCGCAAACCCUAGCAAAGAAGACACAGCUUCUUCUCCGUCUGUAAAAGAUAAAAGAGCGGAAGAAGAAGAGGAGAUGGAAGAAGUAGAGGAGGAAAUGCCGUGGAUUCAGGAGAAAGCUCUCGACGUGGUCGAGUUCACGGGCUCCGUCACGCAGGCCAUCCCUGGUCCCAGAGUCGGUCGCAGCUCCUUGCCUUGGAUUCUCGCCAUUCCCUUGGCUUAUGCUGGAAUCACCUUUGUCAUUGCUUUUGUCAAGACUGUCAGGAAGUUCAAUUCCCCCCGAGAGAAGCGGAGAAAACUGGUAAAUAAAAAUGCCUUGCUAUGCAAAUCAAUAGAUGAAUUAUUUGAGAAAGGAGGAGAUGAAGUGCAGCACUCAGCUCUAAAGCAGCUUAUGCAAAAGACAGACUUUAGCGUGGAAGAGAUUUUGCGCAAAUACAUUCGGUAUGCAUUGAAUGAAAAACCCUUCAAUCCAGUGAUGGUUGCGAACUUAAUCCUGCUCAGGAAAGCUUCUAUGUUGGAUGAUUCACAGGUUGCUGAAAUUUUAAAUGAAAUCUCAAGGCGGAUUGUGCAGGAUAAAGGCCCAGUUGUCAUGGAUAUGUCUGGAUAUUCAGAAAAGGGUUUCAAGAGGAAACUAGCUGUGCAAACCCUCUUCGGGAAGGUGUUUUAUCUGUCUGAGCUUCCAGAGUUUUGUUCAAGGGAUAGCUCCUUAAUCGUCAAAGAGAUAUUUGGGGUUGCAGAUGAGGAUGCUGAAAAACUCCGCAUACCAACUCUCUCUGAAGCUGGGGACAUGGAUGCCCUUCAAAAGAUGAUUGACAGUUCUGACACAGAAGAAUCAAAUGAGAGCUGAUUCACUCCACUCAGUGUUCCUAUUGCUAAUAAAUGUUUUUGGAAAAAUGCUGGGGAAUUUCCCCAACCAUGAAUGGUGCUGAACAUGUCUAUUCUAUGAUCCAUGCUUUAGCAAUUUUCCUUUGGAUCAUAGAGACAGAUAUUGGGAGGUCAUCAGUUCAUUGUUUUCUUUUGAGUUUGGGGGAAGAGAUUUGUGAUAGGACAUUGGCGGAGAUGCAUGGGCUGUUCGAUGUGGUCUGAUGAGCAGAGGUGGAAAACAAUAUGUUUUAUAUUUUGAGGGUAGGUUCUUUUGUCAGGCUUCAUGUUCAUUUUUGUAAAAUGCUGUGAUUGUCAUUGGAAGUAACAUCUGUUGGCAGUGGAGGUGGAGUUGGGUUUGCAAAGAGCCUUAGAUGCUUCUUUGAAAUAUCUGGAACAAUAAUUAUACAA
Molecule: messenger RNA, 1674 nt
Organism: Malania oleifera
Lineage: Eukaryota; Viridiplantae; Streptophyta; Magnoliopsida; Santalales; Ximeniaceae
Exons: 6
Coding region: 149-1249 (366 amino acids)
Cellular component (GO): chloroplast envelope; chloroplast thylakoid membrane
Source: RefSeq, a predicted model, not a curated record